This is a messenger RNA of Tribolium castaneum (red flour beetle), 1080 nucleotides long. Its product is annotated as scoloptoxin SSD552. The coding region runs from base 82 to 1035 and encodes 317 amino acids. The transcript is spliced from 2 exons. The record is from RefSeq and is a predicted model, not a curated record. NCBI's taxonomy places the organism in Eukaryota, Metazoa, Arthropoda, Insecta, Coleoptera, Tenebrionidae.
UAAUUGUCAUGGUUACUUUGUCAACAAAUUUUGGUGAUUUCUGAGAUUUUAUUAAUAUUUCGGUGUGCAAAAUUGUAAGUUAUGUUUGAAUCGGCUUUCUUCUUAGUACUGUUUGUAAUUUGCGGGCUUAGCUCUAGUGCUAAAACUUCUGCAAAUGACCCCACAAAGUGGGAUUAUUGCCAAUAUUCAAAAGGGUGUAAGGUAACCUUUCGUGUUGAUGGGGAACCCACCGGUUGCCCGCUCAAGACUUGUAACCAGAGAGGAACUCGCUCAGAAAUCGCACCGGAAAAAUUUAUGGAAUUUCGAAAAGCAGUUGUGGAGGCACACAAUUACUGGAGAAAUUACUACGCUUCCGGCCAGGAAAAGGAAGGAUUUAGCCAACCGGUGGCCAAUAUGGUCGUAAUGAAUUACGACUUAGAACUUGAACACUUGGCAAGAUGCUGGGGAAGAGGGUUUUUCAAUGGAUACCACGACCCAUGUCGAUGGUACCACGACGGCAGACCAGUUGGACAGAAUCUGUGGGGAAUAUCUGUGCAGAUAACCGACAUGGUGCCCAUUGUUAAAAGAGGAGUUAAAGAUUGGUACGAAGAAGUAAAAGAUAUGAAACCGGAAGCCUAUGAACAAUAUACAACAUCAAAACAUGAUCCUCCGAUCGGACACUUUACACAAGUUGUGUGGGGAGGUGCCGCCCGCGUAGGAUGUGCUGGAAUAUACACAUCGGAUGUAAAUAAAGAAAAGUUUAUUAAAAAAGUUUAUGUUUCAAGUCUUAUAUGCGACUACUAUGUUCCCGAAGGCCUUGGACCACACUCCAAUAUGCAGGAAGCUAAGAUCUUUCAACAAGGACCACCUUGCUCACAAUGUCCCUCUGUAAACAAAUAUAGUACAUGUAAUUCGAAUUACACCUCCUUGUGCGGAGAACUAGAACCAAUUCCAAGUGAUAAACCGUAUGUAUACGCCGACAAUUCAUCGCCGGCAAUAUUGUAUGGAAGAAACAUUUUUUUGAUUUUCGCUUCCACUAUUUUGAUGCUUUUGUAAUAACAAGCUUUGUAUUAAAAUUUAAAGUAAAACUGAACUAAUAAA